This is a messenger RNA of Ilex paraguariensis (yerba mate), 2811 nucleotides long. Lineage: Eukaryota; Viridiplantae; Streptophyta; Magnoliopsida; Aquifoliales; Aquifoliaceae. The record is from the annotation of a GenBank genome assembly.
CUCUCUCUCUCUGUCUCUCUCUGUAUAUGGGUAUAUCUAUCUGCUUGAGUUCGCAAACGAAUCCAGAGGGAGUGAGAGCCACAGAACCAGCGCACAAAAGCGCCAAAUAUAUCCUUUUCCAUACAGUCUCUUGAUUUUCCGGCGAGAUUCGUACUGAAGCAACUACUACUCCGCUGUAGCUCCACCAUGGGGACGACCAUUCUGCCAGAUCUCGCAACCGAGAUUCUGAUUCCAGUCUGCGCCGUUAUCGGAAUCAUUUUCUCUCUUUUCCAGUGGGUCCUCGUCUCCCGUGUCAAGCUCUCGACGGAGAAGGUCGCCGGAGAUGGCAAGAACGGCUUCACGGAAUCACUAAUUGAAGAAGAAGAAGGUAUUAACGACCACAACGUUGUGCAGAAAUGCGCCGAAAUUCAAAACGCCAUCUCUGAAGGGGCGACCUCGUUCCUUUACACAGAAUACAGGUAUGUUGGUGUUUUCAUGGUUGCUUUUGCCAUUUUGAUCUUUGUUUUCCUCGGUUCUGUGGAUGGAUUUAGCACCAAGAGCCAGUCCUGUACAUUCGAUAGCUCGAAAAUGUGCAAACCUGCUCUUGCUACUGCCGUCUUCAGCACCAUAUCUUUCUUGCUUGGUGCUGUCACUUCUGUAGUUUCCGGAUUUCUUGGAAUGAAAAUUGCAACCUUUGCAAAUGCCCGAACCACCUUGGAGGCAAGAAAAGGCGUCGGAAAGGCCUUUAUCACUGCAUUUCGAUCUGGUGCAGUCAUGGGUUUCCUCCUUGCUGCAAAUGGUCUCCUGGUGCUGUAUAUCACAAUCAACCUCUUCAAGCUGUACUAUGGUGAUGACUGGGAAGGUUUAUUUGAGUCUAUAACUGGUUAUGGCCUUGGUGGAUCUUCCAUGGCCCUCUUUGGCAGAGUCGCAGGAGGUAUCUAUACAAAAGCUGCUGAUGUUGGCGCUGAUCUUGUUGGAAAGGUGGAGAGAAACAUCCCAGAGGAUGAUCCCCGAAAUCCAGCGGUGAUUGCUGAUAAUGUUGGUGAUAACGUCGGAGAUAUAGCUGGUAUGGGAUCUGAUCUCUUUGGCUCUUAUGCUGAGUCAUCCUGUGCUGCCCUAGUUGUUGCUUCUAUCUCUUCCUUCGGGAUCAACCAGGAGUUGACUGGAAUGUUAUAUCCUCUCCUCAUCAGUUCUGUUGGCAUCCUUGUUUGUUUGCUGACCACCUUAUUUGCUACCGACUUCUUCGAGGUGAGGGACGUGAAGGAUAUUGAGCCAGCAUUGAAGAAGCAACUCAUUAUAUCCACUGCGAUAAUGACUGUUGGAAUCGCAAUUGUUAGUUGGAUUGCCCUUCCAUCUUCCUUCACCAUUUACGAUUUUGGAGUUCAGAAAGAAGUUAAAAACUGGCAACUGUUCUUAUGCGUUGGUGUUGGUUUGUGGGCUGGGCUUAUUAUUGGAUUUGUAACUGAGUACUAUACAAGCAAUGCUUACAGCCCCGUGCAAGAUGUCGCCGAUUCCUGUCGCACUGGAGCUGCUACAAAUGUUAUAUUUGGCCUUGCUUUGGGAUAUAAAUCCGUCAUAAUUCCUAUUUUUGCCAUUGCAAUCAGCAUUUUUGUUAGUUUUAGCUUUGCUGCUAUGUAUGGCAUCGCAGUAGCUGCCCUUGGAAUGCUAAGCACUAUAGCUACUGGCUUGGCUAUUGAUGCAUAUGGUCCCAUUAGUGACAAUGCUGGAGGCAUUGCUGAGAUGGCUGGCAUGAGCCACAGAAUACGGGAAAGAACUGAUGCCCUUGAUGCUGCAGGAAACACCACUGCAGCUAUUGGGAAGGGUUUUGCCAUUGGGUCUGCUGCUCUUGUUUCCCUGGCCCUUUUUGGUGCAUUUGCGAGUCGAGCUUCAAUUUCAACUGUAGAUGUCUUGACACCAAAAGUUUUCAUUGGUUUGAUCGUGGGUGCAAUGCUUCCUUAUUGGUUCUCUGCCAUGACAAUGAAAAGUGUAGGAAAAGCAGCUCUUAAGAUGGUUGAGGAAGUGCGCAGGCAAUUCAAUACUAUCCCUGGCCUCAUGGAAGGGACUGCCAAGCCUGACUAUGCCACCUGUGUCAAGAUCUCCACAGAUGCCUCCAUCAAAGAGAUGAUUGCGCCUGGCGCUCUUGUCAUGCUCACACCCCUUAUUGUGGGUAUCUUCUUUGGUGUGGAAACACUUUCUGGUGUCCUUACUGGAUCCUUAGUCUCUGGUGUCCAGAUUGCUAUCUCUGCAUCCAACACUGGUGGUGCUUGGGAUAACGCCAAGAAAUAUAUCGAGGCUGGUGCUUCAGAGCAUGCCAGGACUCUUGGUCCUAAAGGAUCUGAUGCACACAAGGCAGCUGUGAUUGGUGACACCGUUGGGGACCCCCUCAAGGACACAUCUGGACCAUCGUUGAACAUCCUCAUCAAGCUCAUGGCAGUUGAAUCUCUUGUGUUUGCUCCCUUCUUUGCUACUCACGGUGGCCUACUCUUCAAGAUUUUUUAAAACGAACGGAGAAUGAACUGUACUGCAGAUGUUGGCCUCUUGACUUUUUUUGUCUGACAAUCUCUUACCCAAAUUCACUCAUUUCCCUCUUUCUCUGCCUCGUUUUCUAACCUUGUUUCAACUAUAUUUAGUUUUUCUGGUGUUUGCUAAAUUCAGGAAAUUUGUAAGGCUAGGUGUUCGGAAAUAUAACGAUCGAUCUUGUGAAGAGUUGGGACAACAUUGUUAUUCUUUCCUGAUUAAAUGAGCAGUUUAUUGUCAAUUAUCCAUUUUUCUGUGAGCAACUUUUUUGGGAUGGUUUGGAAAAUAUAUCUGGCUUUCACUUGUUUUUUUUGG